AUGAUCGGUGGUGUUCCAGUCGGCAUGCAGAUGCCUGGCCAGGGAGGCAUGUUGGCCUUACCCUCCGCACAGGUCAGUGCGACCAGCCCAGUGAUCCGCAUUGAUGAGAUCCUAAAGGUGGAUGACAAGACAACAGACGAUGAUUAUAAUGAUGUGAAGGAGGACACUAGCGUGAUUGGCUGA
Messenger RNA from Durusdinium trenchii, 183 nucleotides. The record is from the annotation of a GenBank genome assembly. NCBI's taxonomy places the organism in Eukaryota, Dinophyceae, Suessiales, Symbiodiniaceae.